AUCACAGAGAAGGAAAUGUGAACCAGUGUGACGCGACAUCGGCUUUUUCCACCUGGUUUGAAACCGGGAAAGCGUGUGUCGAUGGUCUUUACAGCGAUUUUCAACUUGUGUGAACCACACGGAGCCUGAAGCACUUGAAGAUGAUGCUCAACUUUUUCCCCGUGCGGAAAUUCAAGCGCAACGGCAGAUACAUUGUGUUCGGGGCGGUGCUGACUGUCGCGUUACUGGCGGUAUAUCUGGAGUUCAUGGCCACGAGCGACGAGUGGAGCAGCACUGGUGUAACCGUCCACAGUGAAAGCGUUGCUUGGGCAAAAGCUGCUGCUCAACAAGUGGCUCAUGACGAUAAUCGUGAUAAAGACAUCUGGAAACCAAAAAACACUCAACAGACAUGGAGGGUGGAGUAUAAAGGAAUGGCGAAUCUUCACGUCUUUGAGGACUGGUGUGGCACAUCUAUAGCUCAACUAUGGAAGAAUCUACAUUUUCCACUAUAUCCUCACAAUCGUACAACUGUGAAGAAGCUUGCUGUGUCGCCCAGCUGGACCAAUUAUGGACUCAGGAUAUUUGGAUACAUACAUCCUUAUACUGAUGGUGACUUUCUUUUUGCAGUGGCGUCUGAUGAUAACAGUGAGUUUUGGCUCAGUGAUGAUGAGAAUCCAGACAAUCUGAAGCUCCGCGCUUAUGUUGGAAAGACAGGCAGAGAAUGGACCGCCCCAGGGGAAUAUGGGAAAUACGCCAGUCAGAUAUCAGAUCUCAUUCCUCUGCAAAAGAACAAUAAAUAUUUCUUUGAGCUUAUCCACAAGCAAAACGAUAAAGGAACAGACCAUGUGGAGGUUGCGUGGUGCCUCAAACAGAUCGGGAAUGGAUUUUCAAUCAUUGAUUCCAAGUUCAUCUCCCUCUACACCAAUGAGUCCUCUCUGAAGGCAGCAGAUGUCAGUCACAUUCCUCAGACCAUUGCCAGUCAUGUGACUCCGCUCCAGAGGUCAUCUCAGACUCCGCCCCAUGGAGUAGACAUGCUGAGACCAGAUCCACGUGACUCGUUUCAUCAGGUUCCAUUAUUGGACAGGGCACGUUUGCAGGGAGUUUUACCUGACUGUAUCUAUAACCCCAGCUACAGCAUAAAGGGAUAUCCUUUAAUGCGCUACCAGGGCCUGCAGUUUGUGCACCUGACGUAUGUGUAUCCUAAUGACUACACACGGCUCACACACAUGGAGAACGAUAACAAAUGUUUCUACCGUGGGAAUCCAUAUUACCUGGAAAGAUACGGCUUCUCAAACUACAUUCAACUGGAUUUGCCUGAAAAUGAGGAGUUAGUCAUCAAAUACAAAGGAGACGGCAUGCUAGGAAGAGCCGUGAAUCUGGGCAGAAAUGAAGAUGAGGGCUUUCAGAAAGCUGGAAAGUAUGAGGAGAGGAAGCAAAUGAAAGCUAUGGAGAGGAACAAGGUUCUCCCGGAUUAUGGAGACGAUUUUGAUGAUUAUAUAAUGAAGAGACGCCGUAAUCUGUUUUCUGUCCAGAAACAUGGCAGAAUCAGAAAAAAGAGGGAAGACGGGGACCUAAAAAACAAAUUUCAACAGAUGGACCAAGACAACCAACCUAAGGAAAUCCAGAAACCACCUGGAGAACCACAGAACCACCCAGAGGAACCACAGCAGCAACCAAGAAAGAAGAAGAAAAGGAGACGUCCUGAACAAAACCUACAGGAUCAACACUACCUCCAAAACCCACCUUCUGAGUUGAAGUACUAUGACCUGGGAAAAGAAAAAGACUCACAGCGGUUUCAGAAUAAUGUCAUGGAGAAGAUACCUGACCAGAAGAAUCCAGGACCAGCUCAGAGAGAAGAUCGCUCGAGGUCAAAGGUGAAACAACAAGUGGACCAAUCUCUCACUCCGGAUGAUAGAAUUGAGCUCCACCUGCGUAAAGCCAAAUACAGCAAUAGUAGUGAUGGAAAUCCAAAUCUUGUGGCAGUCAGAGACAGAAAUAUUCCCAUGGAGAACAUACGAGAAGCCAAUGAGAUGAAGCAGAAAUCAGUGACCAACUCUGCCAUGUUUGAUGAGGUCCAGAAGGAACGUCAUGAUCUUGUGAAUCGAAUGGGUAAUCGGAAAGUCUAUCUUGGAGAACAUGUGGACAGGGCACCCAAGAACACAUUAGAUGAGGUUAAAGAUAAACGGCCUUCCUUGGAUGGGGAUGAAGUCAAAGCAGAACCGAUAAAGAGGCUCAAACACCCAAAACAUAAAGCAGAUGAAGCCAUGCAAUUUUUGAAGGACAACCCUGAAAAGGCUGUAGAAGAUGACAACAGUAUUAUCAAGCAAAAUGUGGCUCAUCAUCUCCAAAUUACCCAACAUCAACACCAAAACUCAUCGAAUAAGGCAUCGGUCAUCGCGGCUCCAUCUAACGAAGAAUAUAACAGCCGCUGGGGUCAUGUGAAUGACGUCAGAAAGGAAAAGGAGAUUCAGGAUAAUGCGAUGCAUAUAGAAGAGGUCGAAGAUGGAGGAGAUGAAGACGAUGCUUGGGUGAGCCAGGGGGACGAAGACUAUGACCUCACAAACAGGGUUGUGUAUGACGUGGAAGUUAAGUGGUGUCAGACGUUCCAGGCUAAACCCCUAGAUCUGCAUGCCUUGCGCUCCGACUGGAUCGAUCUGAAGUGUAAUGUGUCUGGAAACCUGCUGCUUGAGGAAUCAGAAGCGUUGUCUGUAGUGGAAGCUCUCAUGAAGAAACUAAACAAGAAAUAUCCAAGGCAGUUCUCUCUAGAGCGUAUUGUGAACAUUGAGAAGAAGCCUGAUUACAAUCGUGGCAGUAGAUAUCUACUGGAACUGGAAUUGUUGGAGGCUUCAGGACGCCACCUGCGCCUGGUUCAGUACAUCUAUGUGAAAAGAACUGAAGACUGGGGUUCUCACAAAAAACAAAAUGCUCAGGGUGAAGAACUUAAGCUUUGCAAUCCAUAUAGCUUCUACUGGAACCCGACUGCUACUGUCCACUUCAUCAUCCCAGUGAAGAACCAGGCCCGUUGGGUGCAGCAGUUUAUUUCAGACAUGGAGGAGAUAUACCGCACCACUGGAGAUCAGAACUUCAACGUCAUCAUUACUGACUAUGAAAGCACUGAUAUGAACAUAGAACAAGCACUACAGAACUCUUAUUUACCCAGGUAUCAGUACCUCAGGUUAAGUGGAAACUUUGAGAGAUCAGCAGGACUUCAGGCAGGAAUAGACCUCAUUACUGAUGAUCACAGUAUUGUGUUUCUUUGUGAUCUGCACAUCCAUUUUCCACCUGGCUUCAUCGACACUGUGAGAAAACACUGUGUGGAGAGGCACAUGGCCUUUGCUCCGAUAGUCAUGCGACUGAACUGUGGCGCUACACCUUUGGAACCUGAUGGUUAUUGGGAGGUCAAUGGCUUUGGUCUUCUGGGCAUUUAUAAAUCAGACCUGGACUCCAUUGGGGGCAUGAACACCAAAGAAUUCACUGACCGCUGGGGCGGAGAGGACUGGGAACUACUGGACAGGAUCCUUCAGGGUGGGCUGGAGGUGGAACGACUCUACCUGAGGAACUUCUUCCAUCACUUUCACUCAAAGCGUGGAAUGUGGAACCGCCAGAUGCUGCGCAACACGUAACCAUGUCAACAGUCUCGCCACUGCUGAGCAACGGUUACCAUGGCACUUUAAACUUCAGGACAUUCUGGAUGAGUUCCAGGUCACAUCUGACAGAAGGUGAAUUUGAGGUGGAAACACACAGAGACUCAGGACAAGGGUGUGAUGUG
Sinocyclocheilus anshuiensis is the source of this 3748-nucleotide messenger RNA. RefSeq names its product beta-1,4-N-acetylgalactosaminyltransferase 3-like. The transcript has 20 exons. Lineage: Eukaryota; Metazoa; Chordata; Actinopteri; Cypriniformes; Cyprinidae. The record is from RefSeq and is a predicted model, not a curated record. The coding region runs from base 141 to 3602 and encodes 1153 amino acids. Gene Ontology annotation, molecular function: acetylgalactosaminyltransferase activity. Gene Ontology annotation, cellular component: Golgi cisterna membrane.